Messenger RNA from Conger conger (European conger), 1050 nucleotides. RefSeq names its product serine/arginine-rich splicing factor 9-like. Gene Ontology annotation, cellular component: nucleus; ribonucleoprotein complex; cytoplasm. The record is from RefSeq and is a predicted model, not a curated record. Lineage: Eukaryota; Metazoa; Chordata; Actinopteri; Anguilliformes; Congridae. Gene Ontology annotation, molecular function: mRNA binding. Bases 136 to 864 code for a protein of 242 amino acids. The transcript is spliced from 5 exons.
GGGUGGACUCGUGCAGCAGGGAAGGCGGUCAAAGACACAACUUCCUGCUCCGGGGGUAGCAAGAAGCAGGCAAAAAGACGGGGGCACCGAAAAUACACACAAGAACAGACGCAAGGGCGAUCCACAGACGGGCCAAUGGCGGACGGGAGGAUCUACGUGGGGAACCUUCCGGCGGAUGUGCAGGAGCGGGACCUGGAGGACCUGUUCUUCAAAUACGGGAAGAUCCGGGACAUCGAGCUGAAGAACAACCGCGGCACCAUCCCCUUCGCCUUCGUCCGCUUCGAGGACCCGCGAGACGCUGAGGAUGCAGUGUAUGGGCGGAAUGGGUACGGGUUUGGGGACUGUAAGCUGCGUGUGGAGUACCCGCGCUCCUCCUCCAAGUUCAGCGGCCCUGCAGGGGGGGGCCCCCGCGGCCGCUUUGGGCCCCCGUCACGCCGCUCCGAGUUCCGCGUGAUCGUCACGGGCCUCCCCCCCACGGGCAGCUGGCAGGACCUGAAGGACCACAUGCGCGAGGCGGGGGACGUGUGCUUCGCUGACGUGCAGCGUGACGGCGAGGGCGUGGUGGAGUUCCUGCGCAGAGAGGACAUGGAGUACGCCCUGCGCCGCCUCGACAGGACAGAGUUCCGCUCGCACCAGGGGGAGACGGCGUAUAUCCGGGUGCUGCAGGAGCGGGGGUCCAGUUGGGGUCGUUCUCGGUCCCGGUCCCGGUCCCGUUCGCGGGGACGCUACUCCCCGCCCUACCAGAGCCGCGCCUCCCCGCCCCCCCGGUACCACUCCCCCCCGCCCCGGCGCCACUCCUUCUCCCACCACAGCCCCCCCUCCCCCCGCACCCCCCCCCGCAGCCCCCCCCGCCACUACCGAUAAACACACACACACACACACACACUCACACACUCACACACACACACAUAACCCCACUACCCAUAAACACACACACACACACACAUAACCCCACUACCCAUAAACACACACACACAUAACCCCACUACCCAUAAACACACACACACACACACACACACACACUCACACUCACACACACACACACACACA